Diceros bicornis minor is the source of this 4757-nucleotide messenger RNA. Its product is annotated as inactive polyglycylase TTLL10-like. The transcript is spliced from 9 exons. The coding region runs from base 338 to 1678 and encodes 446 amino acids. NCBI's taxonomy places the organism in Eukaryota, Metazoa, Chordata, Mammalia, Perissodactyla, Rhinocerotidae. The record is from RefSeq and is a predicted model, not a curated record. Gene Ontology annotation, biological process: protein modification process.
CCACCCUCCUGGGCACAUCCCUGCACCAUGUCUGCCCCCAGGUCCAGCUGCACAUCCUAGCCCCUUCCCUGCACAGAGCCCCUGCCCUGUUGGUAAGGAGGGGCCCUGCCUGCUCCAGGGCUGGCCCUGGGUGGUAGGGACUGUCCCCUCUCUCCUAGGAGCUGUGACCGGCCCAGGUCCACUGGUCAGGCCUGAGCCUGGGCUGAGAUGGGGUGAGACAGACUGGGGACACUUCCCAGGGGCUGCUGGAAAUGGCUGGGCUUGGUUGAGGCCAGAUUCUGAAUGGGCACCACCCCCUGAUCCCACUCCGUUCCCAGGCUGGGCCCAUGAGAGAUUGAUGGGGAGCAGCCAGGAGGAGGGGCUCCUGCAUCAGCUAAGCCAGCUGGACCAAGAUGCAGACCUGGAUGACACUGAAGCUGCUGGGCCCCGGGCCGCCCUCCUGGAGAAGCACCUGCUGGAGGGAGAGAAACAGCUGCCCAGCCCCGGGCAGGGCCCCUUCUUCUACAUCGGGGGCACCAACGGGGCCUCAAUAAUCAGCUCCUACUGCAAGAACAAGGGCUGGCAGCGCAUCCAGGACAGCGGGCGGGAGGACUACAAGCUGAAGUGGUGCGAGGUCAAGAGCCGGGACAGCUACUGCAGCUUCCGGGAAGGGCUCUGUCAUCCAGGGGAGCAGCUGCUGUACCAGCUGCCCAACAACAGACUCCUCACCACCAAGAUCGGGCUGCUCAGUGCCCUGAGGGUAUACUCACGGGUCCUGAGCAAGAUCAACAAGGCAGCGCUGGGCGCCCAGGCCAGAUCUGGAAAGGAUGCAGCACCUGCCCUCGAGGAGCCCACGAGGACCAGCCCAGGACGCCUCAGGCCACAGAGGGUCCUGAAAAUGGAAGAAUUUUUCCCAGAGACCUACCGUCUGGACAUCAGCGAGGAGAGAAAGGCUUUUUUCACCCUCUUUGAUGAUACCCAGAUGUGGAUCUGCAAGCCCACCGCCUCCAACCAGGGCAAAGGCAUCUUUCUGCUCAGGAACCAGGAGGAAGUCACUGCCCUCCAGGCCAAGAUCCAAAGCAUCGAGGACGACCCCAUCUACCGCAAGAUGCCGUUCCGCGCGCCCCAGGCACGCAUCGUGCAGAGGUACAUCCAGAAUCCACUGCUGCUGGAUGGGAAGAAGUUUGACGUGCGCUCCUACCUGCUCAUCGCCUGCACCAUGCCAUAUAUGGUCUUCUUUGGCCACGGCUACGCUCGCCUCACCCUCAGCCUUUAUGACCCCUGUUCCAGCAACCUCGGUGGCCACUUGACCAACCAGGGCCCCUCAGUUGGGCAGGACCUCUGGGUGUUCUGCGGCAGUGGUCUCCAGGCGCCACACUGCCCCCUCAGUUCAUGCAGAAGAAGAGCCCCCUCUACGUGCUGCUCAAGGAGAACACGGUGUGGAGCAUGGACCACCUCAACCGGUACAUCAACGACAAGUUCAGGAAGACCAAGGGCCUCCCCAGAGACUGGGUCUUCACCACCUUCACGGUCCGUGCACUCCUCACCCACCGCAGCCUGGGGGGGCCAGGGUCAGGACCCCUUAGGGUAUGUGGGGGGCGGGGGUGGUGUUUCCGCCUCUGCUGGGCUGGGCAAGGGGCACGUCAGAUGUCCUGGGGGGGCGCGUCUGUAUUGGAGGGUGUGUCUGUCUGAGGUGUAACUGCGGGCUGUGGAAGCUGGCCGCUCUGAGGUGUCUCCAUUACUCUCUCAUCUCUCUCCCUCUCCCUCUCUCAGCUGCGAUAAUUCACGAUAAUUCACAUAAACUUUACCAUUUUAAAGUUUACAGUUCAGUAGUUUUAGUUGAUUCACAGAGUUGUACAAUAGUUCAGAACAUUUUCAUCUCCUCAAAAAGAAACCCCGUGCCCAUUAGUCAUCUCUGCCCAUUCCACUCCCCCAGCUUCUGGACACGACUGAUCUACUUUCUGUCCCUAUGGGUUUCCCUAUUCUGGACAUUUUGUAUAAAUGGGAGCAUACACUACAUGGCUUUUCCUGGCUUCCUUUACCAAGCAUCAUGUGUUCGAGACUCAUCCACGUUGUGGCAUGUGUCAGUACCUCAUUCCUUUUUACAGCUGAGUAACAUUCCAGCGUGUGGAUCCACCACAACUUUUUGGGUGAACAUCCAUCAGUUGAUGGACGUUUGGGUUGUUUCCACCUUUUGUCUAUCAUGAAUAAUGCUAUGUGAAUAUUCUUGUACAAGUUCAUGUAUAUGUUCAUGAACAUAUAUUUUCAGGUCUCUUGGGUACAUACCUAGGAAUGGAAUUGUGGGGUCACAUGGUAACUCUUGUGUUCAACUUUUUGAGGAACUGCCAUACUCUUUCCACGGUUGCUGCAAUAGUUCACAUUCCCAUCAGCAAUGUAUGAGGGUUGCAGUUUCUCCAGAUCCUUGCCAAUAUUUGUUUUUUGUUUUUCGUUUUUUUUAAUAGUCAUCCAGUGGGUGUGAAGUGGUAUCUCAUUGUGGGUUUGAUUUACAUUUCCCUAAUGAUAAUGAUAUUGAGCAUCUUUUCAUGUGUUUAUUGGCCAUUUGUAUAUCUUCCUUAGAAAAAUGUCUAUUCAGAUUCUUUGUCCAUGCUCGCCUGUUAGGCUGUGAGAGCUCUUUAUAUGUUCUGGAUGCUAGACCCUUAUUAGAUAUGUGGUUUGCAAAUAUUUUCUCCUGUGAGUUGUCCUUUCACUUUCUUGAUAAUGUCCUUUUUUGCAGAAAAGUUUUAGAUUUUGGAAAAGACCAAUUUAUCUAUUUUUUCUCUGCUUAUUCAUGCUUUUGAUGUCAUAUCUAAGAAUCCAUUGCCAAAUCCAAGGUUGUAAAGAUUUAUACCUAUGUUUUCUUCUAAAAGUUUUAUAGUUUUAGCUCUUACAUUUAGGUCAUUGACCCAUUUUGAGUUAAUUUCUGUAUAUGGCAUUAGGUAAGGGUCCAACUUCACUUUUUUGCACGUGGAUGUCCAGUUGUCCUAGCGCCAUUUGUCGAAGAGACUGUUCUUGGCACAUCGUUGAAAAUCAAUUGACCACAUAUGUACGGGUUUAUUUCUGGACUCUCAGUUCUAUUCCACUGGUGUGUGAGUCCAUCCUUAAGUCAGUACCACACUGUUUUGAUUGCUGUUGCUUUGUUCUAUUAAUGUGCUGUAUUACAUUGAUUGAUUUUCAUGUGUUGAACAAGUCUUGCAUUUCUGGGAUAAAUCCCACGCAAACAUGGUAUAUUAUCCUUAAAUACACUGCUAGACUUGGUUUGCUAGUACUCCAUUGAGUAUUUUUGUGUCUAAACUCAUAAGCAAUAUUGGUUUAUAGCAUUCUUUUGUUGUAUGUUUGUCUGGUUUUCGACAUGUUCCCUCCUCUUCUAUUUUUGGAGAGUUUGUGAAGGAUUAGUGUUAAUUCUUUAAAUGUUUGGAAAAAUUCACCAGUGAGGCCAUCUUGUCCCGGACUUUUCUUUGUGGGAAGGUUUUUUAUAUUAUUACUACUAACUCGAGCUUUGCUUGUUACAGGUUAUUCAGAUUUUCUGUUUCUUCUCGGGUCAAGCUUAUUCAUUUGUCUUUCUAGGAAUCUAUCCAUUUCUUCUGAGUUGUCUAAUUUGUUUGGAAUACAGUUGUUCAUAGUAUUCUAUGAACAACAAUAAUCCUUUUUAUAAUCAUUUUCGUCUCUAUGUAAGGUCUUUCUUUCUUGAUUUUAGUAAUUUGGGUAUUCUCUCCUUUUUUCUUGGUCAAUCCAGCUAAGAGUUUGUCAGUUUUGUUGAUCUUGUCAAUGAACCAGCUUUGGUUUCAUUGAUUUUCUCUAUUGUUUUCUAUUUCUAUUCCCUUUAUCUCCACUCUCUUCUUUAUGAUUUCCUUCCUUCUUUGCUUUGGGUUUAGUUUUCUCUUCUUUUUCUAGUUUCUUAAGGUUGAAGCUUAGGUUAUUGAUUUGACAUCUUUUCUCUUGUUUAUGGUGUUUACAGCCAUAAAUUCCCUUCUGAGCACUGCUUUCACUGGAUCCCUUAAGAUUUUAUGUGUUCUGUUUUUGUUUUCAUUUGUUGCUUAAGAGUGUUACUUAAUUUCCACAUAUUUGUGAAUUUUCCCAUUUUCCUUCUCUUAUUUAUUUCUAACUUCAUUCCAUUGUGGUCAGAGAACAUACUUUGUAUGAUGUCAAACCCUUUAAAAAUUACUGAAACUUGUUUUAUGUCCUAACACAUGUCUGUCCUGGAGAAUGUUCCAUGUGCACUUGAGAAGAAGGAGUGUUCUGCUGCUGGGUGCAGCGUUCUCUAGAUGUCUGUUAGGUCUAGUUGUUUUUCAGGGUUGUUCAAGUCUUCUGUUUACUUGUUGCUCUUCUGUCUAGAUGUCCUAUCCUGUUCUAUCCAUCAUUGAAAGUGGAGUAUUGAAGUCUCCAACUAUUAUUAUUGAAUUGUCUAUUUCUCCCUUCAGUUCUGUCAGUUUUUGCUUCAUGUAUUUUGAAGCUCUGUUCUUAGGUGCAUGUAUGUUAUAAUUAUUACAUCUUCUUGAUUUAUCAUUAUAAAAUGUCCUCUUUUUUUCUUAAUGUCCUCAAUUUUUGUCUAAAAUCUAUUUUCUCUGAUAUUAGUAUAGCCAUUCCAGCUCUCUUUUGCUUACUGUUGGCAUGAUAUAGCUUUUCCCCUCCAUUUGCUUUCAACCUAUCUGUGUUUUUGAAUCUAAGUGUGUCUCAUAGAUAGCACAUCAAGGGUUUUUAAUGCAUUCUGCCGAUCUCUGUCUUUUAACUGGAAAGGUUAAUCCAUUUACAUUUAGUAUACUGAUAAGGUAGGAUUUACA